GCGGUAAACAGUUGCCAGGCGACUUAUCGGGGACACGCCGCAUCCGGCUUUUUGUUUGACGUUGCAUCCGGAUAAAAUGAAGCUAAUGUUGCCCAAAUUGCAAAAUGUUUUAAUUAAUUGCUAGUAGCUUUAGGAUUGUUUGACAUGUUUGGCUCAUUUGGUCGAUGCAAGGAAGAGUAAGCUACCGUGUUGUGGCGACUUUAUUCCCCCUCGUCGUGUCUGCCCGGCCACGUAUUUAGUUUGAUACGGCAGGAGCAGCUCAUUGUUAGCCUGGCUGUAGGUUAGCCAUGCUCUCACACUCCGCUUUCACUUGUCUUCUGGGUUGUGGCUGGCUUGCCAAACAUUUCCCCGCAGUGUUAACGUGUUUGUGUUUUCUUCCCUGUGCUUUAACGGUUAUUUGAACUUUAACUUUUUGUCACAUCCCGUGUAACAAUUGAAACUGCACCUCUUUUUGUUUUAAAGCGCAGAAUUGGCUGUUAGCAAGCCAGCCGGCUAACUUUGAGGAAACGUCUCAUCGCUUGGCGACUUCUUUAAUUUGGUGUUGACGUUUCCUUGACCUGUGCGUUAACCUCGUCAAUCAAGAAAGGGCUCUUCGCUAACGUUUUACACCACUGAGUCGAGAGCCGAAGCUUUACUUUUUUUUGGUUUGUGGUUUCGUUUGACUGCCACGAUGGCUUCUUCCUCUGGAAACGACGACGACCUCACCAUCCCCAGAGCAGCUAUCAACAAAAUGAUUAAAGAAACUCUCCCAAACGUACGAGUGGCCAACGACGCCCGGGAGCUGGUGGUUAACUGCUGCACAGAGUUCAUACACCUCAUAUCCUCGGAGGCCAAUGAAAUAUGCAACAAGUCCGACAAGAAGACCAUAUCUCCUGAGCAUGUCAUAAAUGCCCUUGAGAGUCUUGGUUUCGCAUCAUAUAUCACGGAGGUGAAAGAUGUCCUGCAGGAGUGUAAAACUGUGGCUCUGAAGAGGAGGAAGGCCAGCUCUCGACUGGAGAACCUUGGUAUCCCAGAGGAAGAGCUCCUCAGACAACAACAGGAAUUGUUUGCCAAGGCGCGGCAGCAGCAGGCAGAGCUCGCCCAGCAGGAGUGGUUGCAGAUGCAGCAGGCCGCCCAACAGGCACAGAUGGCAGCAGCAUCUGCCAGCGCCGCACAGCAGGCCGGUUCCUCUCAGGAUGAAGACGAGGAGGAUGACAUGUGAUCCCAGGACGGCGUUCAACUUGUCCGAAAUCCCUUCCUGGGACAGUGUCGGCACACAAAUCUCCCAGUACUGUCAUUGACACAGACAUGAGACACGUGUGACGGCUGGGAUACAUCAGUGAAAGAUGGGAAAUGCACAUUGGAACGGACAGUGAAGAGAAAGCUGAAGGGGGAUUUCAAGAUAGCCUCAGACACCAGUACCUGAAAAUGAUUUGGAUCGAGAGGCUGUUAAUGAAGUUUUCGAUUAAUCUCAUUCCCCCCCCUUUUUUCCAGUUGCUUCUGUUUAAUUAUGUCUUGAUAUUCUGUUGUGAGUAAUUUGUAGAUUUCUGGACGUGUUAUGGACACACUGAAGGCAAACGUCGCCUGAGAUAUGUCAGUGAUUUUUGGUGAUAAAGCAGCAAGUGUUCAAUUCUUGUGGUACUGCCCCAGAUUAGCUUACUUAUGUUAUCCGUUGUACUAGAUCACUUUUUGUGGUUUAGGAGACCUGCUCUAGAAUGAUUUCAGAGCAGCUGAUUCAUCCUUUCUUGUGGUUUCAUGGUCAUUUUUACAGUAAGGGUUUUCUUUUACCCCCCUCUUGGUAUAUUUGUUCAACAGAGGAUCUUUUCAGGGGGUUGUGAAUAAUGGAAUUGUUUUUGUUCAGUAGAGAAAUAAACUGACAUUUUGUUUCAUUUUAGCUCACUCAGAUACUUUAUGUUGCAUCAUUUUUCUUACCUUAAACCACCCACAGUAUUGGUAAUUAGCUACACCUUUCAGAAGCAGAAUAUUUUGUCUCAUAGAACCAAAGAUAGAGGACAGACUAACAGCCCAGAGUUAGUGUUUUUUAAAGGUGUAGGUGCUACUGUGAUUCUCGUUGCUGACUCCAAGUCAGUGUUAAAGAUUAUUAACCUAUGACUUUGUAAGAUGCUUUGAUAUCCAGGCUGAAUUUGUUAUUUCCCCCCUCUCCUCGGGUGCAGUAUCAAACAUUUGCAUUGUGACUGUGGUAAAUCCUCAGUGUAAAGACAAGUAACCUAGUUGUGAUACACAUUCACUCGCCUAUAUUACAAAGUUGUAUUCUUUAAGCAAUAAAGGAAUCAUGUUUUAUAGACAA
Thunnus maccoyii (southern bluefin tuna) is the source of this 2287-nucleotide messenger RNA. RefSeq names its product down-regulator of transcription 1 (gene dr1). NCBI's taxonomy places the organism in Eukaryota, Metazoa, Chordata, Actinopteri, Scombriformes, Scombridae. The transcript has 3 exons. The record is from RefSeq and is a predicted model, not a curated record. Gene Ontology annotation, cellular component: negative cofactor 2 complex. Gene Ontology annotation, molecular function: core promoter sequence-specific DNA binding; protein heterodimerization activity; TBP-class protein binding. Gene Ontology annotation, biological process: negative regulation of transcription by RNA polymerase II; positive regulation of transcription by RNA polymerase II; chromatin remodeling. Bases 671 to 1201 code for a protein of 176 amino acids.